This is a messenger RNA of Ostertagia ostertagi, 663 nucleotides long. The record is from the annotation of a GenBank genome assembly. NCBI's taxonomy places the organism in Eukaryota, Metazoa, Nematoda, Chromadorea, Rhabditida, Trichostrongylidae.
AUGAAACGACAACAAAGACGGCUGGAGCGGUGCAUGACAAGCCGGCAAGGUUCUUACAGUGACAAUAGUUUGAUGGUGGAACUUGGAACAGAACUAUCUUCGAUUCUUCCCAAAUUAGGCAUGUUCGCUUCGGUUCGCUCUGCUCCAGGUCGUAUACGACUCGAUCGUCGAGGACUACUCGAUCUCGACGAGACAACAUUAUUGAGAAUCGUGCGACAGCUGGACGGUAGUGUAGCGGUCGGUCGGGAUCGAUUUGCUGGAGCUGAUUUGCGAAGUUUCUCGGAGAAAGAAUUUGUUGCUCUCGUCGGGCUCUUUGUUCCACAUUUGAAGGAAGUUCAGCUAGCAACAUCCAGGCUAUUCCGAGUUUCUUCCUCUCCGUACUUCCUCUUCUCUAUGAUAAAUCUGUUGUCAGUUUUCGGAAUGACUUAUGAGCAAGUUCCAGUCCUUUACGAUGUGGAAGACCUCUGCAGAAUCAUAUCCUUGUGGCGCCACAGCUCUCGAUCACACAGCUGCGAAGUUUAUAUACGUGAGCCUCGAGGAUGUGAUAAGGUGAACUGGAUGCAAUAUGGGACUAUAGAGACAGAUGGUAGGAACCGGGUGAAAAUUGUUAGAGUAAACCAUCUUGCAUGUAGUGGGGUCGUACUCACUCUAAACUUCCAUUGA